Messenger RNA from [Candida] anglica, 1502 nucleotides. The record is from the annotation of a GenBank genome assembly. Lineage: Eukaryota; Fungi; Ascomycota; Pichiomycetes; Serinales; Debaryomycetaceae.
AGCUUAAACCCACAAUAAAAGAAAAGUCUCUUGUACAACAAUAAAAAAACUAUGGUCAAAGAUACAAUCUAUUAUGAUAUUCUUGGGGUUGAACCAACCGCCACAGACUUAGAAUUGAAGAAAGCUUACCGUAAAAAGGCAAUUAAACUUCAUCCAGAUAAGAAUGCAAAUGAUCCAGACGCUGCAUCUAAGUUCCAAGAACUUGGUGAAGCAUACGGAAUUUUACAAAAUGCAGACUCUAGAGCCUUCUACGAUGAUGUCGGUGUAGAAGGAAUGAAAAAGGAAAAUGCCAAUGGAGAAGCUGCCAAUGUAGAUCCUGCUGAAUUUUUUGCACAAAUCUUUGGUGGAGAAGCAUUCAAAGAUUGGAUUGGAGAGUUGAGUAUGUUAAAUGAAGUAUCUAAAACCGCAGAUAUCUUGGGGGAUGAAUCAGAGGUAGAUCCUGUGGCUGCCACUACAGGAGAAGUUGAUGGUGAAACAAAGCCUACGGAUACCGCCGCCACCAAUUCUGAAAUUAUUACUAGUGAGAAAAAAAAUGAAAAUGGUGAAGUUACUCAAAAUGAUUUCCGUUCUGAUAUGGCUGAAGCUAAAAAGAAGACAAAGAAAAUGUCUCUGCAACAACGUGAAGAAAUUUUAAAGCUUCAUGAAGAAAAUAAAAGAAUUAAACAAGAAAGAAUUAAUACUCUUGCAACUACACUUCUUUCAAAAGUUGAAAAAUAUGAAUCAACUGUAAAAAAUAAGGAGGCAUUUGCACAAUUUAAUAGAAAUCUUUCACAAGAAUUAGAAGACUUGAAAAUUGAAAGUUUUGGUAUUGAACUUUUACAUUUAAUUGGUAAAAUUUAUGUUGAUCAAGCACAUGCUACAAUCAAUUCAUGUAAGACAUUUGGAGUUUCUAAAGUAUUUUCAUCAGUUAAAUCCAAAUCUACCACUAUUAAAAAUGGAUAUUCUAUUUUGAAGACUGCACUUGGAGCACAAGCAAUGGUGGAAGAAAUGGUUCGUGAACAAGAAGUAUUAGAAGCACAAGCAGCUGCAGGAGUAGAAUUAACCGUGGAAGAGCGUGCAAGACAAGCAGAAAUGGAAAGAUUGAUUACUGGGAAGUUCUUGGCAACUGCAUGGGCAUCUACCAAAUUUGAAGUUACCGGUGUUCUUAAUAAAGUUUGUGAUAAAAUAUUAAAUGAUAAACUGUUAAAUAAAAAGGAAAGAUUGGCAAGAUCUCAAGCUAUCAAGUACUUGGGUGAAACUAUGCAACAAGUUGAAAGAUCACCAGAAGAAGAUGAAGAAGCCAGAAUAUUUGAAGAAAUGAUGGCUGAAGCAAAUGCUAAGAAAUCUAGAAAGAGUAAGAAAAAGGCAGCAGCAGCAUCAUCAAAUGAGAAGGUUAUCAGUGAAAAGGAAAUUGAAGAAUUGUUAAGAAAAGUUGCAGAACAAGAAGAUAGAGAAGCCGCCAAAUAGUAAUUAUUUAUUUUAUAUAUGCAAUUGGACAUUAAUGACUAAUUUUUUUUUUUUUU